CUUGGUAGCCAUGCCUUAACCGAAUCAAACAUGGCGGCUUGAGGGCAGGUACAUAUUGUUCAUGUGUGGAAAAAGCCUCCCACAUGGAGCCUGGCAGGCAAUUCGCGGAGAAAGUGGUUACCUUUUCGAGCCAGUACGGUGCAGGGAAUUCACGGAGUUAUACAGCUGGAAAUCUGGCUGGAGAAAGUUACAAUUUCCCGGGUUAUGGUGAUUUUACACAAGCUUUUGUUUUGAGAACAUAUGGGCCAUGGUGGAAUUUAAUGGCUCCAUCGUCGCGAGCACCUAUUAGCAAGUCGAAGAAGGAUUUUAUCAGUCAGGAUUUUGUUGAUCUCCAGUUUGCUGACAUUGUACACCCUACAAAAAUUGAAAUUCUUGAAACUUAUAAUCCUGGUGCAGUGGUUCGCAUUUUAGCUCUGGAGCUAGGUAGCUGUAAUAAACACAGAUGGACUACCUUGUGGUCUGGAGAGCCUCAACAUUGUCCUCCUCGUGCUAGAAAAUUUUCCCCACCCCUGAGAAGUACAAAGCAGCCAACAAAUUUGAUCCGCUUGGAGUUCAAUCAAAGCCAUCUGGAUUAUUAUACUGAGCUUGAUGCUGUCAUUUUGUAUGGAAAACCAGCUAGCAAUGAGACGCGUGAAGAAUUGAAACCUACAGCAGUAGCUAACAAGUCAGAAGUGUCCUUGACGGCAAAUUUAUUUCGACAGCUUUCUCUUUCUGACAAGAAAACUGAUGGUCAAGAGGACUUAGCACUCAAUGGAUACUUUGAUAUUUUGCCGAGUGAACUGAUGCACUAUAUCUUCUCAUUCCUGGAGUUGAAAGAUCUUGCAAGAGCCUCAUUUACUUGCAGACUGUUUUUCCUUCACUGUUAUGACCUCGUCUGGUACAAGGAGUUGGACUUGAAGCCUUACUGGAGUCAGAUCAGCAACGAGACUUUGGAUUCUCUUUAUACGCGUUGUGUUUCUACAGAAAAGCUUGACCUGUCCUGGUCAGGCCCGUACGACGCUGUCACUUCUCACGGGAUGUGCAGAUUUCUUGAAACGUGUGGAGGUAAGCUUGUGUGCUUACGAUUAAGCUGCUGUCAGUAUGUCGACAAUGAGGUGAUCAAGUCUUUGUGCCAAUGUUGUCCGAAUUUAGAAGAGCUUGACUUGCAGUCUUGCAAUUCACAGUCACUAAACGAGGGUGGGCUUUUCAACCUUAAAAGCCUGAAAAAUAUCAAGAGACUCAAUCUUUAUAGAGUGUCGGCGGUCACAGACAAUUUGCUGAGAAAUCUGAUUCAGUCAUUUAACAGCCUCCAGCAUCUCAAUCUUGGCGAUUGCUACUCCCUCGCGGAAUGCGACCAGGUCAUGCAUUCACUUGGUACACACUGCAGUGGGCUGGUGUCGUUGGAUCUGUGGCGGAACAAGAGUCUUACAGAUGCAGGCAUCCUUUCAUUGGCUGAGGGUUGUCCUUUGCUAGAGGAACUUGAUAUCGGAUGGUGUUCAAAUGUCGCCGCUUUAUCGGAAUGUAUAGUUUACUUGACAUCCAAAUGUAGAAAACUCAGGAAGUUGUUUCUUACAGCUCUCAGGUCUGUCAGUGAUAGUGUUAUCGAUGCUUUAGCUGAUAACUGCCCUGAUAUAGAACAAGUAGAUGUACUUGGCACCAGUCUAGUUCAUGAAGACGCGAUCAGGAGGUUGUUAAAACAGUGCAAACAUUUGAAGCUACUCGAUGUUUCUUUCUGCUCACGGUUGUCUAAGGAGCUUGUCCGAGAAUUGCGGUGUAUGUAUCCAAACGUGUCGAUUAAGAGGAGUUUUGUGACCGAAGAACUUGAAUGAUGUGUCACGUUGAACCAUGUUGUCACACAACGAAACCUCGUUCCCAGGGUUUCUGUUCCUCCAGCCCCGUAGAAGAAGAGAGAGCCUGGGAAGGAGUUUGAACGCAACGACCCUUGCAUAGCGUUCCUUUUAACCAAGUUAAAUCUAGAUUUUUGCGAUGGGGAAAAAUAUUUCGUUUUUUCUCUAUCCAAACGAUCCACGUCCGAAGGUGCAUCGUUCAGAUUUGAAACCAAAGCUGGCUUUUUCCGAAUUAUAUCACCUGGUCACUUUGUUUUGAAAAAACAAAAUCAUUCCCAGGCGACAUGACAGAUGAGCAGCUAGCGGUAGUUGAGUCGCUUUUAUUUCCAUGGCGUUUGUUUUCUCUUUUAGUGCAAUCGUUCCAAGUAGAUUGUAUCUACGAUAAGUAGAUAGUGACCUCAGAAAUAUGACAUUUUUCUUUUUAAUUUCCUCACAUGGAGCCAGUGGAGACUGCGAGAUAGAAUUGUCGACACCAUAACUCUAAUAAACUCUACCAUGAAUUGUUUGGUUUUUUUUUUUUAAUUUUAUUCGAAACCUUUUGUGGCGUUGCUUAAUAGCAGAAUUGACCAGCCGCUGACCAAAAGAUCUGGACACAUGACGACUGGAUGUAUAUCGGGACAACUUAUUGCUCGCGUUUAUAUUUUUGUACAAAAAUAUGAUUUUGAAUUUUUUAAUUCGAUACGUUUUAUUAACGUGUUUAGUAUUUAAGUGAAACAAUCAAUUUGUUCCGAGUAUACAGGCAAGAUCCGAAAGCUUUGAAAAUUGCCCGAGUGUUUUUCUGGACAAUUGACUUGGCUAAUGUAUUUUAUUUCACCACGAAUAAGAAUAACCAACACACAGGUUUAUUAUAUAUUCUCAGCUAGUUAGUGCAUUUUUUCUGAAAACUUUUAUUAGAAAUAGGGUUUUCAAACUUGAGCUCAAGAAGUUCAAGUGGAGAUUGACUUUCUCUUAAGCAAUCAAAAUGUAUUCACUAGUAUUUGAACUAAUAAAUGGAAUGAAAAUGUUAA
Orbicella faveolata is the source of this 2833-nucleotide messenger RNA. RefSeq names its product F-box/LRR-repeat protein 4-like. NCBI's taxonomy places the organism in Eukaryota, Metazoa, Cnidaria, Anthozoa, Scleractinia, Merulinidae. Gene Ontology annotation, biological process: SCF-dependent proteasomal ubiquitin-dependent protein catabolic process. Gene Ontology annotation, molecular function: protein binding. The record is from RefSeq and is a predicted model, not a curated record. Gene Ontology annotation, cellular component: SCF ubiquitin ligase complex.